Molecule: messenger RNA, 5826 nt
Organism: Brienomyrus brachyistius
Lineage: Eukaryota; Metazoa; Chordata; Actinopteri; Osteoglossiformes; Mormyridae
Product: centrosomal protein of 164 kDa-like
Exons: 27
Coding region: 203-4897 (1564 amino acids)
Molecular function (GO): protein binding
Source: RefSeq, a predicted model, not a curated record
AUCGUUGUUGCUGCCGAGGACGUCAGAGGAUGUUUCGCGGCGUCCUUAGAAGCAGCUGGCGGAUUUUGUUGACUUUAGUUGCCUGGCCAUGUAGGCUUUUACCUAUUUGACGAUUGCCAGAUAGCGAAAAAAUAAAACAAAAUAUCGAUUCAUUUGGCAUACUUCAUCCGGAGAGCAAGUGGUAUUGUAAGGGGUGGACAUCAUGACCGAAGCGGCUGUCCAGAUAGGGGACCAAUUGAUCCUGGAAGAAGAGUAUGACGAGAACUAUAUCCCCUCUGAACAAGAGGUCCACGAGUAUGCUCGAGAGAUCGGCAUCGAUCCUGAGCAGGAACCGGAGCUGCUGUGGUUGGCACGGGAGGGCAUCGUGGCUCCUCUGCCGGAUGAAUGGAAACCCUGCCAGGAUGUGACGGGAGAUGUGUACUAUUUCAACUUCUCCACGGGACAGUCCACCUGGGACCACCCUUGCGACGAGCAGUACCGGCGACUGGUGGUACAGCAGCGUGAGAAGGCUCAGGCCCGUGUGACCCCCGCUAAGAAGGAGAAGGAGAGGAAGAAAAAGAAGGAGAGGAAGAAAAAGGACAGGCUGCCCCUCAAGCCCGUGGGCUCAACACUAGGACCACUUCAGUCCCCUCUGAGGUCCCUCGCCCCUCUGCAGAGCUCACCUGACCUGCCUGCCCCCUCCCUCUGGGGCUCUCUCAGAAAUUCGGGGGGUCUUGAGCCCCUGAAGAAACCCCUGGGGGAAAAGGUCUCCGCUUCCAGCCUGCAUUCCGGGCUGUUAGGCGCUAAACAGGAGGAGCGAGUGUCACUUUCAUUGCCUGGUUUCAAAGAGACGGACGAGGUGUCUGAUGAGGAGAGCUGUCGGACCACACCGGAGUUGCUGAGAAAACUGGACCUGGAUCUGGAUGCCCUGGGAGGCGGACUGCGCUACGAGGACAGUGAGGUCAGUGACAUGGCUCGCCCCGAGGAGACGAUGGACCCGGAGCUACAGGACCUGGUGCUGUCUGCCGACCACAGCACCAAACCUUCCCAGGAGUCUCUUGACGGGCGAAUCCUGCAUUCUUCUCUGCCACUGGGGGACAGCAGGGACUGCAGCAGUGCUGCCGCCUCCUCCCCCAACCCCAACUCUCACUCUCCGAGACAGAAGGAGGCGGAGUGGGAAGGCGAGGGAGAGGAGAUGUGGGAGGAGGAGGAUGUGGAGAGUGUGUCGCACGACGAGGAGGAGGGGAAGGGAGCCAGGGGAGGGGAGGGUGAGAGGGAAGCUAUGAAAGGGGAUGAAGCAAGAAAGGGACCCGUGGAAAGGGCGGGGAUGGAGGAGGAUGUACAGAUGCAACGAGCAGAGUCAGAGGAGAUGAAUUCCAAGGGUGAAGGAGAGCAGAAACAGGCAAAUGUAGGAGUGAAAGAAAGUGGGGAGGAGGAGGAAAGGCCAAUAGGAGGGAGCGAGGAGGCGCAAAAUGAUUGGGAGAAGGAUGGGGUCACUGAUGAGAUAGUGGAGAGGUAUUUGAGGAGUGAAGGAGAAGAUGAGAAGAAGGAUAGUGGUGAAGUUGUGGAGAGAUCUGAAAGAAAUGAAAGAGACUGCAACAAGGGAGCAGCGGAGGGUAAGGAGGCUGAACAGUGUGCAGAUGGAGGGGAGACGCAGGGCGCAGAGGGUGCUGGAGAGGAGACGAAAAGCACGGAAGGUGGAGGAGAGGAGACGAAGGGCAUGGAGGAUCAGGGAGAGGAGACACAGGGCGUGGAGGGUGGGAGAGAGGACAAGUCAGUUUUGGAAAGAUAUUUAAUGAGUGAGGAAGAGGAGGAGAAGAGUGAAGAGGCUGUAGAAAGGUCUGCGGACAGUGAGAAACGGCGUGCGAUGGAGGGGGUCAGGGUUGGGGAUUGUGAGGCGUCGAGGGCUCUGGGCUUUAAGGAUGGAGACGAGACGGGGGACAGCGAAGAGGAGAUAAUAGAAUGUUUGGAAAUGAAAGUCAGUGAAAGAAGCGUGGAUGCGAUGGAAGAGGCAGAUGUGCGUUUUGAGGACAGGAAUGGGAGCGCGGUGAAGAGCCGAGCGUCCGGACGGGACUCGCAGCCUCCCGCCCAGGAUCUUGAGUUGAGCGAUGUCAUCGACGCAGCGUCAACCUCUAUGGAUGACCUUAAGUUUUUCUAUAAGGAAGUUGCAUUCCGGUCGAAGCUGACAGAGAAAGUUGGGGAUCUGGAUGACCUUUGUGCUGUAGAUUCUGCAAUACCACUGUUUUCCCCAAAAGCAGAGAAAACGGAGAAAGAGAGAGCAAGAGCUGAAAAGGACGUCAGGAAGAAGGCGGAGUCGCUGGGAAGUUUGUAUUUUCCCCGCAGUCGUCGCUGGGGAGAGAGUAAGGAGGAGCCAGAUUCUGGAAAGAGCCACAUCAGCGAGUCUUCCUACUCGGGACCCAGACCGGAGGUGGAGGGUGGAAGUGUGGACUCUGAAGAUCGGCCUGCGGGCCUGGGGGCGGAGCCUAGCCAGAAGGAUGCGCCUCUGAAGCUGGAGGAGGAGGAAGAAGAGGAGGAUGAGGAGGAGGAGGGGGAGAUAGAAGAGGAAGCAGAAAAGGCGGGGGUCUUGCAAAAGAGGCAGGGCCAAGCGAGGUACCUCCAGGAAGACUUAAAGGAGGAUGAGAAGGAAGGGAAGCAGGAGGGAGAAAAGGCCAUGCAAAGAAAACGGGAGAGACUGCAGCACCUCCAGGAGGAAAUGAAGAAGCAGGAGGAGGAGGAGGAGAUGAAGCUGAUAGAGGAGCGGGAGGAGAGACUCCGGGCCUUGAGGCGACGGUUGGAUGCGGAGGAGGAGGAGGAGCAGGCUAGGCUGAUGAAGGAGUCUGCGCGCGAGAUGGAAGAGCUUCGUCAGGCUGCUCUUCAGGAGAGGGCGACCCAGCAGCGAAAUCUCAGGGAGGAGUGCGAGGCAGCGAUGCAAGAGCUGAGGGCAGUGAUGGAGGCCGAGCAGGCCAAGGAAAAAGAGAGACUGGAGGACCAAAGGAAGCAGGUCUACGGGGAGCUGCAAGCCAAGAGGCUACAACUGCAGAGGGAGAAGGAGGAGCAGAUGGAGGCCAUGAGGGUGGAGCUGGAUGAGAGAGUGCAGGAGGAGAAGCGGGAACACGAGCAGAAGCUGGAGGUGCUAAAGGAGGAGCACCGGCGUGAGCUAGACUCCAUCAGGGAGAAGCACUCCGACAAGGUGGGUGUGCACAAUGUCCAGCAGAGAAAGGACAGCAGGAAUCUCGGGGAACUGGGAAGCACUUAUCCUGAGCAGCAUCUGACUGAGUACAAACGAGAGCUGGGUGAGGUGUUGCAGGAGGUGCGGCAGGAGGUGCAACGUGAGCACGAACGGAAGCUGGAGGCGCUGAGAGAGGAGCAUCGGCGUGAGCUGGACUCCAUCAGGGACAAGCAUUCGGACGAGGAGACCCGGCAGAGAGACUACCUCCUGUCCGUACUCCAGGAGGAGAGAAAGCGGCUGCUGUCUGCGCAUGACUCGCAGCUGGAGGAGCUGCGCACGCAGCUGGACGCCAAACUACAGCAAACCAGACAAAUGUACACACUCAAGGUGAGGGCAGAGGAGUCUGCCUCCGUGUCCAUGAGUAAGGCUCUGCAGGAGAGGGACACUGCCCGAGAGGAGAUGGGACGAUCGCGUGAGGAGCUGCAAAGAGUUCGGGUGGAGAGGGACCGAGUCCGGGAGGAAGCCUGCCAGUGGAAAGAAGAGAAGCAAAAGCUAGAGAGUAAAAUGCAGCCGCUACAGGACCGCUGUGACCACUUGAGUCACCGGGUUAGAGAUUUGGAAGAGCUUCAGAGUGUGAGGCAGUCUGCCGCAAAGGUGGAUGCAGACGAUGAGAGGAAAGCGAUGGGAAAUCAGAACGAAAAUGGGCCCGUGCCGACGACGUCUAAGGACAAGGCUAUGCGGGUCGACGAACUGGAGCAUCCUGCCCCAGCCUCUCCACUACCUCCCUCUGAUGGCAGUGAGGGCAGCAUCGAUGACAUGCGUCAGUAUAUCUCGGUGGAAGGGAUAUCGCUACAGAAAGCACGGCGUUUCCUGGAGAGGCAGAGCAACAGUCUGAGAGAGAGACAGGCAGCGCUACGGGCCGCCCGGAGCAGUUGGAUCCAGGACCCCAUUAAGGGGUCAGCAACUCAGGACCUGUUCAGAAACAUCCAACAGGAGUCCAUCCACAUCGAGCAGCUGAAAACCACGGUCCAGCAUGGACAGGCUCUGCUCCGCCGGAAGGAGGAGUGGCUCAGCCAGCUGGAGAGUUCAUUGGCUGAGGAGCUCUCUGACGACGACAUGGAGAGGGCGGCAGCAGACAGGAGAGUGACCUUCGAUGUCAGCGAAUCGGACUUGAGCAGCUUGGAAGCCCACAGUGGUUCAGGCCCCCACCGCACAGGACCAGCCAAAGUGCAACUUCUUGUUGAAUCUCUACAGCAAAUGUCGGAUCAGCUCAACAAUGUGCUCGGGGCCUUGGGCUCUUUGGCCCAAAAACAGAUGCCCCUAAUGCCCCCUACGCAGCCAUCUUACACUCCCCCCUCUAUAUCUAAAGCCCCCAGCUGGGCCUGGGGCGCCUCUGCCACCAGUACCCCAGCUUGGGGUGCGGACAGUGCUCUCAGCAGCCGCUGGAACAAGCUCCUUCCGGGGGAAACCAUGAACUCAGGUUCCCCUCUUUCAGGGGCUCCUUUGGCGACUCGUCCCACAUAUUCAAAGUACACGCCAGCCAGUGUGCGUCCAGUGCAGCCCACCUCAGCCGAGCUGGAUGGACAGCGGCUGCAGAACCUCAUUGACAAGAACAAGAAGUGGUUGGAGGCUUGCAGGAAGAACUCCAGUAUGCCCCUGCUGACAGGAUACCGACACCCCGCCUCCGCGACCAGGCUGGUCCAGCUCAGCCUGGAUGAAAAUAAUCAGAUAAAGGUGCACCAUUUCUGAUGGCGCUCCAACAAUCGAGGAGAAUCGGGAAAGCAAGGCAAGACAGGGACAACCUUACGCCUUAUCUGUUGUUAAAACUGCUUCCAGUGGACUGCUUCAAAUCAAAAUACUAAACAGUGUUUUGUUCCAGGGUCUUUUUGGUUCAAGUGUGGUUUGUUGUUGUUAAUAAUAAUAAUAAUAAUAAUAAUAAUAAUAAUAAUAAUAAUAAUAAUAAUAGAAGUAGAAGAGCAACAACAAACUAACAGACAACAAAUAGAUUACAUUUAUAUAGCGCCUUACACAAACCCAAAGCUGCUUUAGAAGGAGGGGAAUGACAGCAGAUGAGGAGAAAUGUCCAUUAAACAGGAAGGUUUUAAGUCAGAUUUACGAUGAAGAGCAGUCAUGGAGAGACUGAUAGAGCGAACGCUCGAGUUUGGGAGCAAUAGCACUUAAGGACCUACCACCCAAUAUCAGAAUAAUGGUGUGAGGGUCAAAUAGAAUUCUGCUAAAUGACCGAAGAGAGAUUUUCUGUCCGGGUCCAAGUUUAUUUCCAGGCGUGGCAAGCUGCACCAUCGCCGCCAGUCCUGCAAUCUUCUCACCUGUGAAUUCACAGCUACUUGCUGCUAUUGUAUUCAGAAGCGUUUGAUCAAGUGUCUGUGUUUGAUCCUUAAUGACCUCAAUGUAUAUUUUUGUACAUUAGGUGGGUGACAAGUUAGACAUUCUAGUACCCGCAGCCUCGCUAAAGAAAAGAAAAUCAACGCGAAAGCCACGUUUGGGUUUAUCUUGGGUUUGUAAUUUAUACUUGUGACCAACAUUCAGCAUCAGUGUUUGUGUUUUUUAAUGGUUCAGACCGCUGUAAUAUCUUUCCUGUAUGUUUCAUAUGUAAACAUUGCGAACUGUUACAAUAUUUUUAUAGACAGAUUUUAAUAAAGGCAUUAUAUAUUCCUUAA